This is a messenger RNA of Sordaria macrospora k-hell, 1161 nucleotides long. RefSeq lists its product as uncharacterized. The record is from RefSeq and is a predicted model, not a curated record. NCBI's taxonomy places the organism in Eukaryota, Fungi, Ascomycota, Sordariomycetes, Sordariales, Sordariaceae. Gene Ontology annotation, cellular component: extracellular region. Gene Ontology annotation, molecular function: hydrolase activity, acting on ester bonds; cellulose binding. Gene Ontology annotation, biological process: carbohydrate metabolic process.
AUGGCUGCUCUCAAACUCGGCCUCAUGGCUCUGGCCCCAGCGCUAGCUGCCGCUGCUGAUAUUCCCCUGUGGGGACAAUGUGGUGGUAUCGGAUGGCAGUCUGCCGGCUCAGCUUGUACUUCGGUAGCUACUUGCACGUCAUAUAACGACUAUUACUACCAAUGCGUGCCGAAGCCUACCUCCGCUGUGGUCGUCACGACCAGCACCAAGCCGGUCACCGUCUCGGCCACGACCACCAGCAAGGCCAGCACUAGCACAACCUUGUCCACCUCCAUCAAGAUUUCCAGCACCAGCAUCAAGUCUACUAGCUCAAGCUCCGUGCCUGCCCCCUCCGCCACCACCGCCAAGUACUUCAUCUCCUUCGGCGACUCCUACUCCCAAACCGGCUUCGACAUCAACGGCUCCAAGCCGUCGUCAUCCAACCCUCUCGGCAACCCUGCCCUCCCCGGCUGGACUGCCUCAGGCGGGCUCAACUGGGUGGGUUUCCUGGCUUCUCAGCUCAACACCUCCCUUACUUUGUCCUACAACUUUGCUUCGGGCGGAGCCACAACCAACGCCUCGCUCGUCACGCCCUUUGCGCCCACCGUGCUUAGCUUCGUCGACCAGGUUGCCCAGUUUAGUUCCAGCAUCGCCAGCCGUCCGGCUUAUGCGCCUUGGAACAGCGAGAACAGUCUGUUUGCGGUCUGGAUCGGUGUCAAUGAUGUCGGCAACAGCUGGUGGUUGGGCGAGUCGGAGAUGAAUGCGUUGUACGGAAAGAUUAUGGAUAGUUACUUCGGACGGCUGCAGGUUCUGUAUGAAGCCGGAGCGAGGAACUUUGUGCUUUUGGGCGCUGCUCCCAUCUACUACACCCCCCUGAUGAUCGACGAGGGUGCCUCCACCGUCGCUACCCAAAAGGUCGCCAUCGCCAAGUACAACUCCCUGCUUGCCUCGCGCCUGGAGGCCUUCCUCGAAGUCAACUGCGAUGCCACCGGCAAGCUCGUCGACACCGUGGCGCCCUUUGAGAAGGCCGUCAAGAACCCGACGGCGUAUGGUGCGCCGGAUGCUACCUGCUACAACGAGGAUGGCGUGAGCUGCUUGUGGUUUAAUAACUACCACCCUGGUGUGCAGAUCCAGAAGUUGGUUGCGCAGGCGGUCAAGAGCGCUUUUGCUGGUUUCUUCUAG